CUCCACCAUUUUUCACCGAGUCCUGCUCCCACUGAAGUCCUUGGUAGUUUUGCAGUUGACGUCAGUGGGAAUCGGAUCACACCCUUUGUUACUGACUCCUUCAAGGUUAACAGCCAUGGCUACAUACGGUUCUCCUUCGGCUGGAGUUGCUGUCCCACUUCUGGGUCCAGUUUUGCCAUCUCUGUUUUUUCUGCUUUCUUUGGAUGAUCCAUCUCCGUCUUGGAAAAUCUUUGUGGUCCAAAAUCUUGACCAGGGCUGUCUCAGUCCAUGAUGCCAGUGGUGGUUUUAGUUCAGUAGAUACCAUGUGCUGGCACCUGUUUGUGGCCCGACGACCCUAUCGCAGGCUUCAAAAAAUAAAAACCAGCAUAACACGGGACCCAAAUGGUGUGCAAUUUGGAGGCAUUAGCUGAUUGGAUCGAUGGGGCGAAAACCAGGAAUGCAUCUGCCCCUGUGUCUGAAAACACUUGUGAAGGUCCACGUGAGAUGUGGCAAGAAGCUACAGGCUUUGCAUUGAGGAGCAAGCCUUAUCUUUGGGUUAGACCACUUCUGCCAGCCCAGGCUAUGCAUUGAUAUGAAAUCCUCGCAGCCUUCCAUGCGCCUAGGGAUGCUGCAGCUGCUAUUGACAAUAUGAAUGAAUCUGAGCUUUUUGGCAGGACGAUUCGUGUCAACUUGGCCAAGCCAAUGCGGAUUAAGGAAGGUUCUUCCAGACCCGUCUGGUCGGAUGAUGACUGGUUGAAGAAGUUUUCGGGGAAGACGCUUGAGGAGAAUGCAGAGGAAGAGGGAGCAGAGCCUUCCAAAUCAGAGACGCAGGAGGGUGAGCCUCCUGCUAAGAAAUCCAGGGCCAAUCCUCAGGUGUACAUGGACAUCAAGAUUGGAAACAAGCCUGCUGGUCGAAUCCAGAUUCUCCUGCGCUCGGACAUUGUGCCCAUGACAGCAGAGAAUUUCCGCUGCUUAUGCACCCACGAAAAGAACUUUGGCUUCAAGGGAAGCAGUUUCCAUCGCAUCAUCCCCCAGUUCAUGUGUCAGGCUGGAGAUUUCACCAACCACAAUGGCACCGGAGGCAAAUCGAUCUAUGGGAAGAAAUUUGACGACGAAAACUUUAUUCUGAAGCACACGGGACCAGGGUUGUUAUCGAUGGCAAACUCUGGCCCAAACACCAACGGCUCCCAAUUCUUCAUUACUUGUGAUAAAACGGACUGGCUGGAUGGCAAGCAUGUGGUCUUUGGAGAGGUGACGGAAGGGAUUGAGGUGGUGCGGCAGAUCGAGGCUCAAGGCAGCAAAGAUGGGAAACCCAAGGAGAAAGUGAUCAUUUCAGACUGUGGGGAGUAUGUGUGAGCCCGUCUGGAUGGAGUGACCAGAUGAGCAGUGAAGGCUGGAAGUUGUUCUGGAUGGGGAAAACAGAACUGGAGACUGCCAGGGAGAAAAGUCACCUUGUUACUCCACAAGUCCCACUUGCUGCAUAGUUUCUUUAGAAACUACCAUACAGGCUUGGGCUGAACAGUCUGGUCAGCAGACAGGACUAGGUCCAUCAGCGGGUGCUUUUUCACCCGGCGGGUCACAGGAAGCAUCCUUUAAAAAACCGUGCAAAUAGUUUGACCAAUCUGGAGUGGAUCCUGUGUCCCUCCUCUGCGAGGCAUCGCCAGUCCUGCCGGUGCCUUCCAUAGAGAAUUUUUUCUUGUUUAAAAUAAACCAGAGCUUGUAUAAAAUACCGAAAAUGUGUCCCUUACCUUGGAAUUCUCACAAUGUUGUGUUGUUUAGCACACAGAUCAUGGUAACAUCUAGAGGUCAACGAAGUACAAACGUCGCCACCUGUUUCUUACAAUCUAAGAAAGAGUUGUUGUCAUGGGAAAGGUUUGAAGAAGCUGGAGUCUGCCUUGUGUUUUAUGGAGUUACUUGUGGACCCUACUGUUCAGCCAGCUGCUUUGGGUUUGUGUGUUUAACAGCCAGCGGGUGAGUCUGUUUAACAGCCUUUUUAGCUGACCUUAGACUUUACCUCCCUGUGCCUUGGUUUCCCCUUCUGUAAAAUGGGGGUACUGAGCUGCAUCGUAAAAUGCUUUGAGAUCUCUGGAUGAAAAGAGCUAGGCAGUAUCAUCAGUUAGUUAAUCUCAUGCACAGCCAUAGCAAAGGACUGUCCUCUGCACUAAAAUCCCUACCAGCGUUUUGUCUAGUGUUGCACUCGUGCACCCCUUCAGUGCUGAUGUGGUGCAGGCGGAUUGGAGUUACAAACAGCGGGACAGUUGGCCUUUACCGUGAUUGUGAAUGGGUUUUAGGUCUUGAAAGGCCCUUUGAAAAGCUUCCCCUGACACUGAUCAUAGAAUCAUAGAAUAUCAGGGCUGGAAGGGACCUCAGGAGGUCAUCUAGUCCAACCCCCUGCUCAAAGCAGGACCAAUCCCCAAUUUUUGCCCCAGAUCCCAAAUGGCCCCCUCAAGGAUUGAACUCACAACCCUGGGUUUAGCAGGCCAAUGCUCAAACCACUGAGCUAUCCCUCUCCCCUGUCCAUGUUUACGCUCUGCAUCUGUGUUUGUUCGUUCCCGCCUGACGGCAUCAGAGCAGCUCUCAGGAAAGCCUCGCUCGCAAAUGGCCUUGGGCUCUGUUUUUGUGAAAAUGCUCAUCCUCCGAGAAACUGACCCCGCUAAUUGCGCUAAGCGAGGGCAUGUAACUGAGGUGUAAGUACUGGGGCCCAUACGAAAGGUUACACCCAGAAAGGGAAGCACCUCUGUAAUUCCUGCAGCAAGGUGGCUGUGUCUAAGCACAAACAUCCUGAAUGUGCAGGAUCCUGCUCUAGGCAAUGUCCUAGUGUUUAGUCAAAUAGCAUUUAGCUGUUCAUGUAUGUCACAGGUCGUUAUUAGUGGCUACCAUUUGCAUGACAGAGGAAAGGCACUUUAGUCUCGCCUUUGGUUCAGCGCUGAAAUAAUAGACACAAGAAGUCUAAGAGCGCACAAAGCGAAGCUAGUGUCCUUAGCAGAAAUAACAUUUUCUGUAACCCCCAUUUUGUUGUCAUUCAUUUUUUUUUAAAUUAUUUUUUGAAUGUAAACAUGAAAUGAGAGCGUGCCCGUCGGGUUUGUGUGGGUUGGAGAUCACUUAGAAUCUCGGCAGAGAGCUGAUUUAAAUACGGUUUGGAAUGGCAGAAUGAGAAGUCCUGUGUCUGAAAAAGGAGCUCCCGUUCACACUGGCAGGGGAUGAAUAUGGGCAGAGCAGUAAGUGUGGCUUUGUCUCCAAUUAGGGCCUAGCUUGUUUUGCCUUUAAAUUCGAGGUAGUUGCUUUGAUACUACUGAAUAAAUGUGGCAUUGUCACUUACAAAACUAUCCUUAUGGAGACUGCUCUGCUACAGCGUCUCAGGCGAGUUCUUCUUUUAUAGUUGUUUGCAGUGGGCUUGGUUGUAGCUGUGUGGGUCCCAGCACAGGACUCUCUGGCUUUAAGAUUAACCUCGAUAAGUUUAUGGCGGAGAUGAUAUGAUGGGAUAACAUGAUUUUGGCAAUUAAUUGAUCUUUAACUAUUCAUGGUAAAUAGGCCCAAUGGCCUGUGAGGGGAUGUUAGAUCGGGUGGGAUCUGAGUUACUACAGAGAAUUCUUUUCUGGGUGUCUGGCUGGUGAAUCUUGCCCAUAUGCUCAAGGUUUAGCUGAUCGCCAUAUUUGGGGUCAGGAAGGAAUUUUCCUCCAGGGCAGAUUGGAAGAGGCCCUGGAGGUUUUUUGCCUUCCUCUGUAGCAUGGGGAAUGGGUCACUUGCUGGAGGAUUCUCUGCUCCUUGAAGUCUUUAAACCAUGAUUUGAGGAUUUCAAUAGCUCAGACAUAGGUGAGAGGUUUAUCACAGGAGUGGGUGGGUGAGAGAGAUUCGGUGGCCUGCAUUGUGCAGGAGGUCAGACUAGAUGAUCAUAAUGGUCCCUUCUGACCUUAAUGUCUACGAUGGAAGGUGCAAACAUUUGACCUACACAAAGUAGGUCUUUUAUCUACAAUAAAAGAUAUUCCCUCACCCACCAUAUUUUUUUUUUUUUUUGAGAGAGAGAGACACACAAGGCAGGUGUGGUGGUAUUUUCUAUUGGACCUGUUACACAUGCAUUUUUGCAUUUAUUUACAUAUUAGACACUGUACAUGGUGUGGCAUUUUACAAAUAUCCAGGUUGACCUCUUCAUUUGCUGUGAUCCUUCAGAUGAAAAGUAGCUAUGAAUCUAUUCUAAAAGUCAGGUGGUCUUUAGUAUUGAGUGGCUGGUGUGUUAAUCUAAAACCACUAAUAUGUAGCUUUUAUAUGGCACUCUUAAUCGGUAGAUGUCAAAGCAUUUUAUAAAGAGAGGGUUAGUAUCAUUAUUCCUGUUUUACAGAGUGGGAAACUGAGGCACAGAGACUUGCCUAAAGUCACCCAGCAGGCCAGUGGCGGAAAUAGAACCCAGGCCUCAUAGUCCAUCCACUAGGAACACCACCUCUCUGACUAAAAAAACUGUCAUUCUGAUGAGCAGUAACCCCAAACGUUUGUAGUUACAGGCUAUUGGCUUUGAAAAGUUUAGGACUGAAAUAAAUUGUUGGUGAUCAUUCAGUGAA
This is a messenger RNA of Caretta caretta (loggerhead turtle), 4532 nucleotides long. RefSeq names its product peptidylprolyl isomerase E (gene PPIE). Gene Ontology annotation, biological process: protein folding; protein peptidyl-prolyl isomerization. NCBI's taxonomy places the organism in Eukaryota, Metazoa, Chordata, Testudines, Cheloniidae. Gene Ontology annotation, cellular component: mitochondrion; cytoplasm. The record is from RefSeq and is a predicted model, not a curated record. Gene Ontology annotation, molecular function: cyclosporin A binding; RNA binding; peptidyl-prolyl cis-trans isomerase activity.